AUGUGGAAGACGAAUGGUCAAAUUAAUGAUUACGGACGCACAUUAUCGGAUCAACAAAUAAUAGAUGUCCAAAAAGCAAAAUUAGAGAAAACCCUCAACCAGGAACACCUGUCAACGCUGAUCACCGCAAUUACACUGUCAAGUGAAAAACACAGAGAACAAAGACGAAGAGUCCUCAAAACCAAGCUAGCCAAGAUUAGAAAACAACAACCAGACAAUACGCCCAUAGACUGCGUAGUCAACCUAUCAAAACAACCACUAUCAAAAAUGGAACAACAACUACUACAAAAAGGAUUAAACUACAACACCGGAGAUGCUUCAAAAACUGAUUUCUUCGCUGCCUUUGAAUCAUUACUCAAAUCAUCAAACUUGAACGAGGAAACACAGGAAGAGAUACGCCAAACAAUUGUACCAAUGGUCAAACAGAAAAGACAACACACACAACUCAACGCUCAAGAACUAAAGGCCCUCAAAAAGCUGAAAAAUAGGAAGGACAUCGUCAUUUUACCAGCCGACAAAGGAAGAACAACAGUAGUCAUGGACAGAGAAGAAUACACCAAGAAAGCUGAAGAACUACUCAAAGAUGAGGAUGUAUAUCAACAAAUCCCAUACAAACAUUGGACAACCGCAUCCAAAGGACCUUAAACAAGCUCACCAAAACUGGACAGAUCACAAAACAAGACCAAUGGCGAAUGAAAUCCAAUGGACCAGUCCUACCUCGAUUCUACGGCAGACCCAAAAUACACAAGGCAAAUAUCCCGUUACGACCAAUUGUAUCACUCCCAGGAACUCCAACAUAUAAUUUAUCCAAAGAAUUAUACAGAAAACUAAAACACCUAACGGAAUCUUGCGAUCACUCCAUCAACUCUGCUAUCCAAUUCCUAGAGAAAAUCAGAGGCAUCCAAAUAGAUGAACAAGAAAUAAUGGUAUCCUUCGACGUGACAGCAUUAUAUACCUCUGUCGGACAAAAACUAGCAAAAGAAACCAUGGAGCAAUUACUUAGCAACGACGAACAACUUCCACA
This is a messenger RNA of Trichobilharzia regenti, 1024 nucleotides long. NCBI's taxonomy places the organism in Eukaryota, Metazoa, Platyhelminthes, Trematoda, Strigeidida, Schistosomatidae. The record is from the annotation of a GenBank genome assembly.